This is a messenger RNA of Drosophila grimshawi, 1226 nucleotides long. It is a transcript of the gene CAH7, whose product is annotated as carbonic anhydrase 2. The transcript has 4 exons. Gene Ontology annotation, cellular component: cytoplasm. Bases 37 to 942 code for a protein of 301 amino acids. Lineage: Eukaryota; Metazoa; Arthropoda; Insecta; Diptera; Drosophilidae. Gene Ontology annotation, molecular function: zinc ion binding; carbonate dehydratase activity. The record is from RefSeq and is a predicted model, not a curated record.
UUGCAAAAAAGAAAAAAUAAAUACAAAUAAUAAAAGAUGCAUUUCCCAGCCGUAGUACUAUUAGCUUGCAGCAUUUUAGCGUUGUGCAGCGCUGACCAUGGUUGGGGCUAUCCAGACCUCGACAUUAAUCAGGAUGAACCAUUUCCCAAGUGGGGCGGCAUUUGCGACAAUGGAAGAAGGCAAAGUCCAAUCAAUUUGCAUGUCAAAGGCUCCCUGAAGGGUGAGUUCGAUGCCCUGAAGUUUGAAAACUACGAUGAGCAUCAGAAAUCCCUGCAAAUGGUCAACAAUGGACACUCAAUUCAGCUGUUUGGCUUUGCACAUGAUUUGACCCUAAGUGGGGGUGGACUUGGGAGCGAUUAUGUUGUGGAGCAAAUACAUAUGCAUUGGUGGUCGGAGCACACUAUAAAUGACAUACGUUAUCCUCUGGAGGUGCACAUUGUGCAUCGCAACAAGAUAUACCCUAACAUCACAAUGGCGGCCAACUUUGACGAUGGCAUUACGGUGCUAGCUGUUCUAUACCAUGUCUCCAAUACGCCCAAUGAGGCCAUCGGUAGCAUUAUCAAGAGUUUGGAUGCCAUUAAGACAUAUGACCAUAUGAAUGUGCCCGUGAAUGUGGAGGAUAGUCUGGCAGUGGAUGAUUUGGUGCCGAGUGUUAACACGUAUUUCAACUAUGCGGGUUCCUUGACCACGCCUACCUGCGCCGAGGCGGUCACCUGGAUUGUCCUAACCGACACUCACCCCGUGACACUCGACCAGGUGAAUCAGUUCAAGGAGAUUGAGUACAACAAAGACAAACAGCUGCACAACAACUAUCGCGAGCUGCAGGCCGAGAACAAUCGUGCCGUUGUCCUUGUGCAGCAGCGGUCUGGUGCAGCAGGACUAAUGUCCUUCAGUUUGAUGCUACUCUUGCUGGGCGUUUUUUCCCAGAAGGUUCUAUUCUAAUGAAGACAAUUGACAGCCAUAGAGCCAUUAACCAAAGAAGACUGCACGAAAUUCCUAGUGCGGAUUACAGAGAGAGAAAUUUCGAGAGAGAGCAACGAUUUACCAGACAUUUUUAUAUACUCAUUAUUUGAAAUCAUUUGUUUGAAAUUCAAAUAAAAAAACAAAUGCAACUAGUCAGUUUGUGUGACAUUCAACAAAGAAGCAUGUGCCUUAAACUCUAACAAUUUAUUAGUCAACGUAAACAUGUUUAAUAAAAACUUUUAUAAGCUAACUCUAAAAAUGUA